This is a messenger RNA of Notodromas monacha, 1347 nucleotides long. The record is from the annotation of a GenBank genome assembly. Lineage: Eukaryota; Metazoa; Arthropoda; Ostracoda; Podocopida; Cyprididae.
AUGACGGCGACGGCGACUGCCACUGAACUCGAGCUGCCGGGCUUGGACCCGGCGGCGUUCGACGGCGACGGUAACUUGACGACGAUGGAAUGGAACUUAACAGUAGUGAACGACACGGCGGAUUUCGAGUUUGGGAACGGAACCCUCGGCCCGCGGACGAGCUCGGACUGGCGUCUGGAAUGGUGGGUCCUCCUUGUGCUCAUCGCUUUCAGCGGCGCCACGGUCGUCGGGAACGUGAUGGUCAUCAUGGCCGUGUGGCGCGUGCGAUGCAUGCGGACAGUGACCAACUACCUGGUGACUUCCUUGGCCACGGCGGACUUGCUCAUGGGAGCCCUGGUCAUGCCCGUCGGCGCGCUCAUGGAGUCAAUGGGCGGCGUUUGGGUGUUCGGCCAAGACUGGUGCGACGUGUGGCACUCCGUCGACGUGCUGUGCUCCACGGCGUCCAUCCUGAAUCUCUGCGCGAUCUCAAUCGACCGCUACAUCGCCAUCACGGACCCGCUCACGUACCCGUUGAAGAUGACGCGAAAGGUCGGCGCCGUGCUCAUAGGCAUUGUUUGGUUCCUCUCGGCGCUGAUUUCCUUUCCCGCCAUCGGCUGGUGGCGCUCGGUGCCUGGUCACUUCUCCGGUGCCCCGGACACGUGUCAGUUCACGCAGGACCUCGGCUACUUGGCCUUCUCGUCCAUCAUUUCCUUCUACGCGCCGCUGAUCGGCAUGGUCUUCACCUAUUGCCGCAUUUACAAGUCCGCAGUGAGCACGACCAAGUCCUUGCGUCAGGGCUGUCGGUACAUUGGGCGGCCUUCCCAGCGGGCCUCCACGCACCGCCCCGAGCUCGACGGCUCCAUCUACCACAACGUGCAAGACGACGACAGCGUCAUGGCGCUGCGAAUCCACCGCGGCGGACAAACCGUCAAGGCUGCCCCGCGCUUUGACUCGCGGACCAAGAAACUCACGGUGGAUCCUCUGCCGCCGCGGGAACAUCCGCUCGAGGCUGACGAAGACGCCGGCGACGCGAUCGUUGUGCCGGACGCCGGGAUCGGGGAGACCACGUCUGCGGCGCGCGUGUCACCGCCGUACCCGAAAGGAGUGUCGUUCAGCCGGAAGUUGGCUCGGUUCGUGAAGGAGAAGAAGGCGGCCAAGACGCUUGGGAUCGUCAUGGGCGUGUUCAUCGUCUGCUGGUUCCCGUAUUUCCUCAUCUGCAAUCUCAUCGUGGGCGUUUGCGCCGCGCUGAGUGCGCGCUGCAUCCCGGAGUCGCCGCUGCUCUUCAGCGUCCUCACCUGGCUGGGCUGGAUCAACUCCAGCAUGAAUCCGGUCAUCUACGUCUGCUGGUCCCGCGAGUUCCGCCAGUGA